UCUCCUUCUCACAGAACAGUGCUGUGGACAGUGCUGUUGGUGUCAGGACUCCCCCGAACCUGCUCUUUCUUUUGUGUGCAGCAAGCAAGCAAACAAAAAGGAAAGGAAGAAAAGGAGCCGGUCUGCAGCUCGCUUUUCUUCUCUGCUUCAACUCCAGCCUGCGGUGUUUGCAGCGUGGUUCGGUUAGGUGUGGAUCAGCGGGCUGCUGCGCUGAAAUAACCGGACCACACACACACACGUGUGGGGAGAAGCCACUGAGGGGCUCGCCUUAAAGUUGAUGAUUAAGAGAGUGGACGACCCGUCAGCUGCUGACCUUACAGAGUCAACAUGGCAGCAGAGUGAGCUGCGUGAAUCUCAUUAGCAAGCAGCAACAUGGCCUCCACGGAAUUGCUUUUCCUCCACGCACUUUAGAAUGAUCCGGAUGCUGUUUUUGUCCUCAAGGUUUUGUUAGCCAACUGACUCCAGCAUGAAGCUCCCCAAAUGGAGGAAGUUGAGGACUUUGGCUCUGCUGUUUUGCGCCAUUACCGUCACCACGUUCCUGUUCACUUUCACCUUCUGGGACCCCUCCAGUCGCUUCUACAAACACCCCUUCCACUUGUUGGCCUCCUCCAAGGGGCAGUGUGCCUGUCAGCAGUGCAUGACCGAGCUGGAGGACGACGACGCCUGGUUCACGGAGCGCUUCAACCUGUCUGUCCACCCGCUCAUGACCAGGGACAACAGCGCCCUCUCUGACGACACCUUUAAUUGGUGGCAGUGGCUGCAGUCGGAGAGCCGGCCGGCCAACUUCAGCGAGGUGGUGGACGAGCUUUUCCAAGUCAUUCCCGACGAGGUGCUCUACAUGGACGCCGGCCCCGAGCGCUGCCGGACCUGCUCCGUGGUGGGGAACUCGGGGAACCUGAAAGGAUCCCAGUACGGACGCCUCAUCGACUCCAGCCAUUUCAUUAUAAGAAUGAACCAAGCCCCCACCGCUGGUUUUGAGGAGGAUGUGGGCUCCAGGACGACGCACCAUGUGAUGUAUCCCGAAAGCGCCAUAGACCUGGACAACGCCACCAUGCUGGUGCUCAUACCCUUCAAGACUCUGGACCUGCAGUGGAUCAUUAGCGCCUUGACCACUGGCACGGUUAAAUACACCUACGUGCCUGUCAAGUCCAGGAUAAAGGCCAACAAGGAUAACGUGUUGAUUUACAACCCGACGUUUUUUAAGUACAUCUAUGAGUCUUGGCUUGAGGGGCAUGGACGCUACCCUUCCACCGGCUUCCUCAGCUUGAUGCUGGCUGUCCACAUAUGUGAUGAGGUGAACGUGUUCGGAUUCGGUGCAGACCAGGCCGGCAACUGGCACCACUACUGGGAGGACAAUCUUCUUUCCGGCGCUUUUCGACACACGGGUGUCCAUGAUGGAGAUUUUGAAUAUAAGGUCACACAGCUUUUGGCAGACAAACACAAAAUCCAAAUGUUUAAAGGUAGAUGAUGACAGGGAGCAGGUGUGCUGUUGGAUGACCACAAACUGAACCAGGGAAAAAUCUUCACCUUUUCUGGAUUAGAGGAAGUUUUACUGUUUUUCACGCCUUCUGUAUUGCCAGAUUAAGAUCUUUGCCUCCAUUUUGCGUCAAAACAUGUCAGAAUGUGUCCCUAAAUCACACAACUACCUAAUAAGAUCCAAACCAAUCAAAAACCUAAUAAUAAUGUUCUAUUGUAUCUAUAUGUUUAUUAUUGUCAUUUUUGUGUGUGUUUGUUUGUUUGUUUUAACUGCUGUAAAUACCACUUAAAUCAAAGGUAAAAUACAGUCUGUGACAUUUAAAAUCAAGCUGCCGCUGCUAUUUGUCUGUGGUACAACAAGGGCAGCAUAUAAAGUGUCUAUUAUUGAUGAAAAAGAGCUUUGUUUAGGUGUUGACAGAAUGAAUGUAGCUCUUUGUUGAAGGUAUUAGUAUAAUUUAGUAUAAUCUGUCGCCAAAAACAAGUGCCUUAUCGAUAAAGUCAAUUAUUUGCAUGUCUGUGAGACAGCUUAACAAAAAGUGCCUUUAUGGGUUUAGCUUGUAUUUUUUAACAUGGAAUUAAACUACAUUAUAUCCAUGUGAUAUCCAUUGUUUUGUCAAACGUUUGCAUUCCAGAGCAUCAUAUGGUUGGGGGAGUUUUGUCAUGUUCCAUUUUGCGCCACGUGCCUUAAAAUAUUGCAGUGUCAGUUGUAUUUUUCAUGAGAGCACUUUCUUUGUGUGCUGCUGCCAUUAGAUGUCAACAGUGCCACCACGUGGACAAGAACUGUAACGCCACCUUGUCGAUAAUCAUCUGUUGAAGUGGACUUUAUUUUUUCAAUAAUUUACACAAUGACGACGAUUUUAUUGAUAAAUGUGAUAUGUGUGAUUGCGCCUAUGGACCCCAAAAUAAAAACCUUCUUUUACUG
Molecule: messenger RNA, 2398 nt
Organism: Dunckerocampus dactyliophorus (ringed pipefish)
Lineage: Eukaryota; Metazoa; Chordata; Actinopteri; Syngnathiformes; Syngnathidae
Product: CMP-N-acetylneuraminate-beta-galactosamide-alpha-2,3-sialyltransferase 1-like
Exons: 7
Coding region: 467-1468 (333 amino acids)
Molecular function (GO): beta-galactoside (CMP) alpha-2,3-sialyltransferase activity
Source: RefSeq, a predicted model, not a curated record